ACUCACUCAUCACUCCUGAGUAGUAUUCUCUGUCUGUAACAUCACCUCUGUUUUAAUCUUUACCAGUGAAAUACUCUUUUCUAUGGCAGGUGCAAUGAAAUUCCCUCAAACAUUUCUUUCAGUAGUAUUCACUGCGGUUGUCAUAAUAGCAGGAGUUGCAAAUUUUGGCAGCGUGGCGGCUCAGAGUUCAGGAUGUGGUACUUCUCUGGCGACGCUUUCUCCGUGCAUGGGGUAUAUUACAAGCAAUGUCACUACCUCGCUUCCACCACAGAGCUGCUGCACUGCAUUAUCUUCAGUAGUGCAAAGCAACGCAGUGUGUCUGUGCCAGCUUCUCACCACAAACAGUCCUCUUGGCUUCCCCAUUAAUCAAACACAGGCUCUCGCUCUCCCAGGCGCCUGCAAAAUCACCAGUCCAGCGCUCACCCAAUGCAAAGCAGUUGCAGGCGCUCCAGCUCCCUCUCCUGCUAAAGGUUCUAGAAAUGGUGCAUCGCCAGCAACAGGAACUGCUCCUUCAUCUUCCCCUGCAACUCCAAAUGCAGUAUCUCCCUCAUCAAACUCACCAUCUUUACUUCCUCCCACAACUUCUGUAGGAGGUGUUUCACCCACAGCCAGUGAGAAGCCAACAUCUAACGCAGGAACACUUUUCACACCAUCCAUGAUUAUCAGUGCUUUGGCAGUGGCAAUGGCAGCGAGCAGUAUGUGGUGAACAUCUUUCUUCUAUGUCCGUGUUGGAUAUUCAAUAUGGAAGUGAGUGUAUUUGUUUUGCAGUAUUUGGCUUCUGCUUGUUCAGGAGUCGUCUACUUCUAGGCAAUGUAUUUUUUUGAGAGUGUUCAACUCCUAGUUAUUGAUGUUUGGGUGUUUAAUAACCAUUCUUUCUUCUCAGUGAAUAAGGAUGUACGUCUCCGCUGUAAUAGGAACAUAUUGUUUGCCCUA
Messenger RNA from Cryptomeria japonica (Japanese cedar), 933 nucleotides. RefSeq names its product non-specific lipid transfer protein GPI-anchored 15. Gene Ontology annotation, molecular function: lipid binding. The coding region runs from base 83 to 706 and encodes 207 amino acids. NCBI's taxonomy places the organism in Eukaryota, Viridiplantae, Streptophyta, Pinopsida, Cupressales, Cupressaceae. Gene Ontology annotation, biological process: lipid transport. The record is from RefSeq and is a predicted model, not a curated record. The transcript is spliced from 3 exons.